AUGUUUCAUCGGGUGAAUCGAAACCGAAGAGGUACCAUGUCGCUGGGAUUCUCCUGGAUCCGCAGGAGGUUCAGCUACUACGAGGAUAAACAUCAGUUCCAGGAAUGUGCAAAUGAUACUGAGCCAACUAUUCGAUUACAAGUCCAAAAGUCAAUGUGUUAG
Caenorhabditis briggsae is the source of this 162-nucleotide messenger RNA. NCBI's taxonomy places the organism in Eukaryota, Metazoa, Nematoda, Chromadorea, Rhabditida, Rhabditidae. The record is from RefSeq and is a predicted model, not a curated record. Bases 1 to 162 code for a protein of 53 amino acids. The transcript is spliced from 3 exons.